Triticum turgidum subsp. durum (durum wheat) is the source of this 219-nucleotide messenger RNA. The record is from the annotation of a GenBank genome assembly. Lineage: Eukaryota; Viridiplantae; Streptophyta; Magnoliopsida; Poales; Poaceae.
AUGGAGCAGAAAGAACGGACAUUGCUACUUAAGCAAGAGGGAAGACCCGACGAGGCCAUUAUGCUUACCUUGCUCGAGCGCAUCAACCCCGACCAUGGCACCACAUUCACAGUCUUGAGAUGCCUUUGUUCAGCCUGUACGGACAUUUCCAGAAAUGGUGUUUCCUCUCAUGUAAAGAGCUCCAGCCUGAAAGUGAAGAAGUCUGGAGUGUAUAUGUAG